Oryzias latipes (Japanese medaka) is the source of this 3293-nucleotide messenger RNA. NCBI's taxonomy places the organism in Eukaryota, Metazoa, Chordata, Actinopteri, Beloniformes, Adrianichthyidae. The record is from RefSeq and is a predicted model, not a curated record.
AAAAGAGAACUUUUCCUCCAUGAGAGAACAUUUCAUUUUAGGAUUUGGGUCAACAGCAAAAUCUGCCAACUGUGUGAGAGGGAGCAGAGGGACCCGGGGAGGGGGGGAUGUGGAGAUAGCAGAACAGACGAGCAACCCAGCGUCAGAACACACAGACUUUCCCCCACGUGAAUCAAUAUUCAAGCCUUGAACUCUCUGGAGAAAUGAGGCCAGAAAGAAGAGGGAGCUUAAAGAGGGGCUGAAACCAUUUUGGUUCCACUUUCUUCCUCUGGAUUCCAGAACUGCAGCUCUGAAUCUUCUAAAGUGUGCCGUCUGAAGAAGAGCCCAAACUGAAGAGUGAGAUUAUGUCCUGUCAGCUGAAGUGGUUGAUUUUGAUUCAGCUCUUGCUGACUGAACAGGCCCUGUGCAGAUCGCCCCCUCCACUGAUCUACACAAACACUUCACUUCCAGAAACUAACACUGAUGAAGAGACAAAGGCAACGAUCAAAGCGGAUCAUCCGUCUCCUCCGGCAUCAAACCCUCAGCCUUUUGUUUUAUCCACAGGUAAACCCAGCCCUGCAUUAACAGCUUCAGAAAACCAAGACAGAGUCCAGUCUGCUGGACUCACAACAUCCGUGCUCAAGGCGAAGCUUCAGCAGCAGACUGGAGAUCAUUUCUACAUUCAGGGAAACAUCAGCUGUAAAGAGCUUCUAUCUGCAAGCUCUGUGGGUGAUCCAUUAUCCUCAGUGUUCUCUCAAGAGGUGCUGGGUCUCGCCAUCGUGCCCGUGUUGGUGAUGGCGGGCUGCCCAGGUGAGGCUCAGACUCUGGUGCUGAAGCUGUACAAACUGCUGGGAAGAGAUGAUGCAGAUGAGCUCCUGAUGGAGAUAGGAGCUCUUAUGGAGGAGAAAAUGAAAAAGUCCUCUUCUGCUCCAUCACCGGGACCACCAGCUUCAGACAAAGAUGGAGAAGAUCGCCGCCACAUGGAAGCUGUCAUGUUUAACAUUCAGCAGUUGGCCGUGGUAGGUGAAGGUACUGAUGUGCCCCAGGCCCACUGUGAAGGUUGGAUCAGAGUGAAUGGAACCACGCUGGCAGGAACUGAUGUGGCAGGAGCCACUGGUAGACUGGAGGAUGCUGUAAACCGCUGUGAUAGCCUGGGAGCUUUAUGUGCUGGAGUGACCAGCACUGGACCUCUUACACCUGGGACGUACCGAGCGGUGCUGAAGAAAGGAAGCAGCAUCUUUCCCUUCUCAUCCCCCGAGUCUGAGAGCUGGAUCCGUCAGUGCAGGGUCCUGGAUGAUGUUCCGAUCGGGCCAGCCUCAGGGCAGCGAUUGAAGCGCAGCCCUAGGAGAAGCUGUAUCAACAAAAAUGAGGAGCGUGUGUACAGCGUUGUGGAGUGGAUCCCUGGUGUCAGCACACUCUACAACCUGGGAACAGCUGUGUACUACGCCUCAGUCAACUGCUCAGCAACGGCCAAGGAGAGAGCCAUCCUGACCGCUGUUGAUCUGGGAACAGAUGCCCUGAUGGUUGCCACAGGAGGGGCCGCUGGGGUGGCAGGUUAUGCUCUGGGGGCGGGGGUAAAGACAGGAGCGAAAGCUGGAGUCAAAUACAUGUUCAACUCCAUGGCAGAGGAGGACGACGUCCUGGUGAACCAGAGAGGCUGGGAGGGGGGAGUCCUCACAAUCCAGUAGAUCCAAGGAUCUGUCAGUUACACUAACAGAAGUAUAUAGAUUCAGUUGUUUAAUAAAUGACGCCUAAACUUUAUGAUGAAGAUUAUUGGAGAACAAGAAUAAUGUGUUAAAUGCAUUUGUUCUAUUUUUGACUGGUUGGCAGGGUGACCACAUCACAUGCAGUUUAGAAAAUAAAUGGUUACCAUUUUUAAAUUGCGAUUCUAUUAACGUCUUUGUUUUUUACUUUUUGAUAUCUCGCCUUUAAUAUUGUCAUAAUUAAACAGUUGUCUUUCUGAUAAAAAAAAAAAACGUUUUGCAGAAAGACAGUUAGCUAAAAAUUAGAAAAUGUGAAUUUCACAGAAAAGAUAUGUUUUUAGUUACCCAAUACCGUUUCCACUACUGGUACUUUUAAACUUAGCAAAAAGGCCAACACCAACAGGUUUGCUAAAUUCAAAUUUAACAUGUUGGCUCCAAAGAGUGUGACUGUAUUCUCAUGUACUCUCUUUGCAACCUUUUUACUUUGCAAAACAUAAACAAAUUGUACAUAUAUUAUAAAAGAAACUAAGGCAUUUAACAGCUAUGCAUACCCAUUAAAACCCUAGAAACCAAGCAUGUGCUUUAGGUAUCCGGCGGUGUAGUGGUUAGCACUCUCACCUCCGUGUGAGGGCCCUGGUUCAAAUCUCUGCAGGGUCCUUUCUGUGUAGAGUUUGCCUGUUCUCCUCAUGCAUGUGAGGGUCCAAAAACAUGCUUCAUGGGUUAAUUGGUGGCUCUAAAUUGUCCCUUGUGUGUGGUUGUGUGUCUCUGUUUGGCCCUAUGAUGGAAUAGCAAACUGUCCAGGGUGAACUGGAAAAGGCUCCAACAACCAUUAACCCUGAAACAGGGCCGAGUUUAGUUAAAAAAAAGGAUAAAUGUGCUUUUCAGAUAUAGUGUACUGUAAAAUGGUCUCAUUUAUCAUCUUUCAUUUAGAUCCUGUCUUUGUGAACUUAGUGUUUCCUCUGUUUAUCAUCUUGUGGUGUAAUAAAUUGCGUGUUGUUGUAGAUUAAUGCUGUGUUAUGUGUAUUGUUUUCAUAUAGUAAAAGCAUGUUUGCUUAGACGUAUAUGUAGUUGCUGGUUUUUCAGGGUUUUUAAACAGGCUCUUUGUCAUUCCUUAGCAGUGGAGUUGAAGUGGAGGAAUACGUAAGAAGGAAUUUCAACAACAUAUCACAUUAGAACAAAAACCCCAAAAAUAUUCUCAAACUAUCUGCAUGCUAUAACUUUCGGAUUUUGAACAAGAAUGGUUAAAAUCCCUUUUCUUGGCAUUCAUCUGAAACCAAUGUGUUUUGACCUGAAAGGGGGAUGUCACUUUCAAAUCUGGUCAAUGGAAAAAGUUACUUUGGAGGACACAAAUUUGUUUUUUGAACCAAAAUGUGCUCGUCUCCCUUCUUUAGAGGAUGAGUGAAAUGGGUGACUCUUUAAAAUUGUGUGAUCAAUUUCUGUUAAAUGGCAAGUGUAACAUCUACUGGUGAAACAUAAAACUACAUUUAAAUAAAAAUCCCACUUUCUUUUUUCGUGGAUUAAAUGUUUGGACAAACCUGGGAGUGGAGAUAACCGCUGUGUUGUUCUUAUAGGGAAAAGAAUAGGAAAUGAAAUAAAAUAAAUUAAAUAUUG